This is a messenger RNA of Priapulus caudatus, 2039 nucleotides long. Its product is annotated as cAMP-specific 3',5'-cyclic phosphodiesterase 4B-like. Gene Ontology annotation, biological process: signal transduction. The transcript is spliced from 14 exons. Gene Ontology annotation, cellular component: cytosol; nucleus; perinuclear region of cytoplasm. The record is from RefSeq and is a predicted model, not a curated record. The annotation marks the transcript as partial. Lineage: Eukaryota; Metazoa; Priapulida; Priapulimorpha; Priapulimorphida; Priapulidae. Gene Ontology annotation, molecular function: 3',5'-cyclic-AMP phosphodiesterase activity.
AGCAGCAGCAGCAGCAGCAGAGCAGUCCGGCACGCGCCGCUCCCGUUACGGGGGCCCUCUGUGCACCGAACCGCCUGCGAGUGAACAACAGCAAUAUCCACCGAACCGACGUCGUCAUCGAACACAACCUUGUCGCGGCGUCGGACAAGGACGAAUCGCCGACGCGCGACGACGACAGCAAGUUGACGGACGUCGCCGACGACCUGACGGGCGACGACCGAACUCUCGCGGCCGACGCUGACGAGCGGCCGAUACCCGGCUCGUCUGACGUCAUGGCCAAGCAAGAGGAGGAUGCAAUGAAGCAGCCAGCAGAGGGAGAUGCUCUGCGUCCGAAGAAGAUGACGUUUAACGGUCUAGCGAAGAGGAUGGCAAUGCGUAACUCAACCAACCCGGACGGCAGGUCUACGUUCUGGAAGAAGCUGCAGCAGGCUGUACAUGGAGAUGACUUGAUCGUGACGCCGUUUGCACAGAUCCUCGCAAGCUUACGCAGCGUACGAAACAACUACAUCCUACUCACACAAAUACCGGCUGCGAAAGCUUCAGCUAGACGACCAGGGCCGACAGCGCCGCCGCUGAUCAGCACAGAUCCACACGAUGAGACGUAUCAGAAGAUGGCGGUCGAGACGUUGGAUGAACUCGACUGGUGUUUGGAUCAGCUGGAGACGAUACAGACACACCGGUCUGUCUCCGACAUGGCAACGAGCAAGUUCAAGAGGAUGCUGAAUCGGGAAUUGGGCCAUUUCUCCGAAUCAAGCAAGUCUGGCAAUCAGAUAUCCGAAUACAUUUGCAGCACAUUCUUAGAUAAACAACAGGAGAUGGACAUCCCCACUGUGAAGGAGGAGGAGGAUGAGGAGAAGGAUGCUAACGAGAAAACAUCGAAGGAGGAGAAGAACGAGAGGAAUCGCAGCGGCGGUAGUAAGAUGACGGAGAUUCCAGGCGUGCGGCGGCUAGAGCAUACGAACAGCGUCGCCACGUCCGUACCGAAAUACGGCGUCGAGACAACCAACGAACGAGAACUCGGCCAGCUUCUAAGCAGCAUCAACACCUGGGGCCCGGACAUAUUCAAAAUCAAUGAAUACUCUAAAGGCAGACCUCUCACUUCUGUUGUCUUCACUCUACUACAGGAAAGAGGCUUAUUAAAAGAGUUCAAGAUACCGGAGACAACGCUAGUGUCGUUUCUAAUGACGUUAGAAGAUCAUUACCUCAACGUACCGUACCAUAACCGCAUGCACGGUGCUGACGUUGCUCAAGCGGUCAGUGUCCUGCUAUCGUCACCCGCGCUAAACAAUGUCUUUACGGAUUUGGAGAUCCUAUCUGCCAUAUACUCCGGUGCAAUACACGACGUCGACCAUCCAGGCGUCACUAACCAAUACUUAGUCAACACGAGUUCCGAGCUGGCAGUCAUGUACAACGACGAAUCAGUGUUGGAGAAUCAUCACUUGGCCGUUGCCUUCAAGCUACUACAGCAGGAGGGCUGCGACAUUUUCCAGAACCUAACCAGGAAGCAGAGACUGACGAUCCGGAAAAUGAGCAUCGACAUGGUUCUAGCGACAGACAUGUCUAAGCACAUGAGCUUACUAGCAGAUCUGAAGACGAUGGUGGAAACAAAGAAAGUGGCCGGCUCUGGUGUGCUUUUGCUGGACAAUUACACAGAUAGGAUACAGGUACUACAGAACAUGGUACAUUGUGCCGACCUCAGCAAUCCAACAAAGUCGACGUCCGUCUAUCACGCGUGGACCGACCGUAUCAUGGAGGAGUUUCAUCAGCAGGGUGACAAAGAGAGAGACCUUGGUCUCGAUCUGUCGCCGAUGUGCGACAGGCAUAGCGCGACGGUCGAAAAAACGCAGGUUGGUUUUAUUGACUUCAUAGUCCAUCCACUCUGGGAGACAUGGGCAGACCUAGUACACCCCGAUGCACAGGAUAUCCUAGACACUCUAGAGGAAAAUAGAGAUUGGUACCAGAGUCAGAUUCCGCAGAGUCCUUCUUCAUCGUCGGGAAGUGUGUCUACCUGUGAGCCUGUAGUGGAAACAGGAGGCGGA